Molecule: messenger RNA, 837 nt
Organism: Triticum turgidum subsp. durum (durum wheat)
Lineage: Eukaryota; Viridiplantae; Streptophyta; Magnoliopsida; Poales; Poaceae
Source: the annotation of a GenBank genome assembly
AUGGGGAGGGCGCCGUGCUGCGACAGGAAGGGUCUCAAGAAGGGGCCGUGGACGCCGGAGGAGGACAAACAGCUCGUCGACUUCAUCCAGGCCAACGGCCAUGGCAGCUGGCGCCUGCUCCCCAAGCUCGCAGAGCUGAACCGGUGCGGCAAGAGCUGCCGGCUACGGUGGACGAACUACCUGCGGCCGGACAUCAAGCGCGGGCCCUUCACCGCCGAGGAGCAGAAGUCCAUCGUCCAGCUCCACGGCAUCGUCGGCAACAAGUGGUCCAUGAUCGCGGCGCAGCUGCCCGGCCGGACGGACAACGAGAUCAAGAACUACUGGAACACGCACCUCAAGAAGCAGCUCCGCCGGAUGGGCCUCGACGAGCCCCCGCCCGGCCCGACCGCCGGCUGCCCCGCCGCGCGCCACAUGGCGCAGUGGGAGACCGCGCGCCUGGAGGCAGAGGCGCGCCUCUCACUCCUCUCCUCGUCCGGCGCCGCGGCGACGGCCACCACCUCCGGCUCCGCGUCCUCUUCAUCGACGGCGGCCGCCGGCGCCGCGGUGGCCGAGCACGCGAAGCCCGCCGACGUCUUCCUCCGCCUGUGGAACUCCGACAUCGGGAGCUCUUUCCGCAAGGCGGCCGCGCCAGUGUCCGUCAAGGAGGAGGAGGCUGUGGUGCCGGGGGACGACUCCUCGGCGGCGUCCAACGAGAUGGACGCGGCGGCGGCCGAGUACCAGAUGUUCCUCGACUUCGCCGGCGAGGAGCUGGGCCUGUUCCACGGCCGGCACGGCGGCUUCUCGCUGUUCCCGCCGCUCGACGUGCUCGCCGAGGCGUCCCUGGACACGGCGUUCUAG